AUGGGUUUCUGCCGAAGAUGUGGCGACAUUGUCGCGGGUACGCGAUGCAAGUGUGGUGGCGCCGCUGUUGCUCCUGUCGUACCAUGGAAACAAGCUGAUCCCGCAGAGACGAGUUCAGAUAGGUGGUCAAAGACGUAUGUUUCAAGAACUCGCUCUCUCUCUCCUGUAAGGCAACAAUGGACCGCGACUUCGGUCGAUCCACCAAGUUCGAACGCGGUGCCAUCUGCGACCAAACGAUUUCCUUGCCCGACGUCCGGCUCAACACCACAGACUACCACAACCCUUAGCAGUCGCGUUUCUGAAUAUAUUGCGACUACAGCUUCUCAAACAUCACGACCUCAUUCUCCUCUCAAACGCUCAACUCUAGCUGACCCUACUUCAGAUAUCCUCCCCUCAUUAACCCCGCACGAUACCACCCUCUCCAAAGUCUAUGGCUCCAUAUUACAACCAAAGGAGACGUUGACCACUCAUUCCUGCGCCAUCUGUUCUUCGCCCUUUCCACCUGAUUCUACCAUAUACCCCCACCCAUCUUCCACUGAACAAUCCUUCUUGUGCAAGCCAUGUUUCAUUGUAAACGGGGGCUCAAGAGGCAACUGUCACUCAUGCUCUCGACCCGUUUUGAUGCUGAAAUCUGAAGGUGGAUUUGUCCAUGCCGUCGACAAGUACUGGCACAAACGAUGUUUUAACUGCGCGGGGUGUUUUAAAAACAUCGGCGAUUCUCCUGUGGUUGAUCUUCUUGGAAGGCCAUCAUGCGCGGAUUGCUUCGGAAGCUGCCUCAAACGCGACCCCACAACACCCAAGAAGGGAAGGUCGAGCAGCAAUAACAGUCCUCGCGUCGACAGAUCCGGAAAUUUGGGUGGUUUUGGAAGUAACACUAGAAAUAAAAGGACUCAGGAAGCUAGUCCUGCUAUUGAAGAACUUGAGCAAAGGUUGGGAAUCAACAGAAGCCGCGAAGGGAGUCCCCUGCUUGAGGAAUUAAGUCACAGGCUCAGCACAAUUGGGAAGGAUAUCAGUUCGAAAUAUCAAUCUACAGGUAGCCCCGUAAGUCCGUCCACUCGACUACGGAAUGGUAACUCUGGUUCGGAUAUUCGGCGAUACGAGCCUUUCGAAGUUCCAUCCAAAGCAUCUCCUUCCGGUGUCCGCGCUUUUAACGCAAGCCCAGUACGGGGACAAACCACGGGAUCUACUGCCCCCACACAAGAAGCCAUCGAAGAAAUGAAACAACGAUUAUUCAAAGGGUCUUCAUCCUCUCCUGCCACGUCGAGGACCCCAUUCGGCUCCCCUGCAAACCGACCUUCAACCCCACCCCGUUUUUCCAUAAAUUCCAGAGCAAGUAUAUCCAAUUUCGACGCGAGAGAGUCGGCAUUAUCGCGCAGCCCAUCUAUUCCCCCAACUCCAGACCUAAUCUCUGACUUUUCGGAUACAAUGACUCAGUCCUCUCAUUCCGAGUUUGAUUCUCCUCCUCGGAACGAUGAAAAAUACACGUCUUCAGACGUAUUCGAUGUUUCAAAUGUGUUGGAUCAGAGUUUUUUUACUCGGAGCAAUUUGCCCGAAGUCGAGGACGUCAUUAUCGAAGAAACUAGAAGCCAAAUGGGCACACCAACUCAUACGCCGAAGAAGGAAGGUCGUCAGUUUACCCGUUCUUCACAAACAAAGGUUUCCUCCCCUUCACCAUCCUCUUCGAAGCCAAAAACCUAUGCGAAUUUCCCCUCGACAAAACAACUUGGAGUCGACAACCCAGAGACCCAGCCAGAUAUGUCAGCAUCGACCUUAUGCAGCAAAUGCGGUGAUGCUUUGUGUUCUAUUUCAGGAGGAGGCAAAUUCAUUACAAUCACAGGGGGCGGGGAUGUAGCACCGAGCACAUAUCAUGCUGAUUGUUUCAGGUGUUCAGUGUGUAAUGGUAUUUUUAAGGAGCGUCGUCAAGGUCAAGCAACGUACGUCAAAGCACAAGGGGGACCCUGUCAUGUGGAGUGUGCGCCCGUAGAAAGGGUUGUCAUCCACCAAACAAUCCCAUCGUCGUCGCCUAAAAUUGAUAAUCCAUCUUCCGUUACAGCACCGCCCAAAGCAACUGUAGCACGCUCAUCGAGCAAACCUGAACGACCACCGCUUAUAGCGCCUUCGUCGUCAGGAAAUAAUUCGUUUCCACGCUUCGGUAGCCGGACCUCAUGCCCAGGAUGUCAGAAAACUGUCUCACCAAUGGAACGUGGCGUCGUUCCGGGACCACAUGGAACUCGCUGGCACAGUUCCUGUCUAGUUUGUGGCGGCAAAAAAGAGCCCCCACCUACUUGGGUUCUGAACAUAAGUCGAGAAGAGAGGAAGAAAGACGAACCCGGAUGUGGCAAGAGACUUGACAGUGCCGCCAAGAGUGAUGGGGAGGGAGGCAUAUGGUGUCGGGAGUGCACACUGUUACUUGGCUUACCUACCUCGCCGCAAUCGUCGCCAACGAGGACUCCAUUGGUCCCGUCCUACACUGGCUCUGGAAAACUUGUAUCACAAUACACCGGUACAACAACGAUAGCAAGACAGUUCACCGGCUUGGGUGGAGACCCAGGUCUCCUGAGACAGUUAACUGGGGGUGGGUUAAGUCCUACUCGAAGUGUAAGUCCAACGAAGCAACUCGGGACAAUCGGAGGUGGUAUGAGACCCCGUCCCAAGAGCGUGAUUGGGAUGAGGAGUGCGAAGAGUGUAGAUGAGGGGCGUGGAAUGUUCCUGGUGAGGCAAUUGACAGGAAGUGCAUCAAAUGCGAGGGGACCGUAG
Messenger RNA from Laccaria bicolor S238N-H82, 2757 nucleotides. RefSeq lists its product as uncharacterized. Bases 1 to 2757 code for a protein of 918 amino acids. Gene Ontology annotation, molecular function: transcription coregulator activity. The transcript is spliced from 4 exons. NCBI's taxonomy places the organism in Eukaryota, Fungi, Basidiomycota, Agaricomycetes, Agaricales, Hydnangiaceae. Gene Ontology annotation, cellular component: nucleus; Z disc. The record is from RefSeq and is a predicted model, not a curated record.